UCUCGAGACCUUGUUGUGACGCCUGCCUAUAUAACGGGGCUCGUGCCACCGGGACGGCGUGUCCGCGCGCGCCCCACCCAGAUCUGCAUGGACGCUUCAUUUCCGCGUCUCCAGAGAGCGCGCGCAGGACAUCAGACUUUAACGGGAGCAUCAUUUUCCUCCUCCUCCGUAUUUACUCACCAAAAGAUCUGACAGGUUCACUGAGAGUGAUCUAGAAAGCCAGCUGUCAUGGCGAACAGAGGCCCGAGUUACGGCCUGAGCCGGGAGGUGCAGGAGAAAAUCGAUCAGAAGUACGAUCCCGAUCUGGAGGCUCGGCUGGUUGACUGGAUCGUUGCACAGUGUGGAGGAAAUCUGGAAAGACCCCAGACAGGAAAGCAGAACUUCCAGAAGUGGUUAAUGGAUGGAACGAUCCUCUGCAGGCUCAUUAACAGUCUGUACGCACGUGGUAAAGAGCCCAUUAAAAAGAUCCAGGAGACACAGAUGGCCUUUAAGCAGAUGGAGAAGAUCUCACAGUUCCUCCAGGCAGCUGAGGCGUAUGGAGUCAUCACCACCGACAUCUUUCAGACUGUAGAUUUAUGGGAAGGAAAAGACAUGGCUGCCGUCCAGAGAACUCUGAUGGCUCUGGGAAGUGUGGCGCUCACCAAGGAUGACGGACAUUACCGUGGCAACCGGGACUGGUUCCACAGGAAGUCUCAGUCUAACCGGAGGGAGUUUUCCGAAGAGCAGCUGCGCGGAGGCCAAAACCUGAUCAGCCUGCAGAUGGGCAGCAACCGCGGGGCAUCCCAGGCUGGCAUGACGGGGUACGGCAUGCACCGCCAGAUCAUGUAACUAAGAGUGGAGGUGACCUACGACCUGCAUCAGACACCCAGAAAACUUUAAUCCCUGCAGAGGAGCAACAUCUGGUUCAGUCAGUUUCAUUAAUGGAUUGAGUAGAGCACUUUUAAUACCAGUGUCCUUCAUGUAUGAUAUUCAUUAAUAACUUAUUAGCAUGAUUACGGUGUCAUUUAAUUUUUGUUUACUAUAAUAUACAUGUUUAUUACUAUCCAGAAUUGGUAUAUUUCUUAAUACGUGAAGUAUUAUUCAGUUUUGUUUGCACAGUGAUUAAAAAAUAUCCAUACAAACCUUCCUGUCAGCUUUGUACCACAUGUGAAUGCAGAGCUGGAUU
Messenger RNA from Tachysurus vachellii, 1165 nucleotides. It is a transcript of the gene tagln3b, whose product is annotated as transgelin 3b. The transcript has 5 exons. The record is from RefSeq and is a predicted model, not a curated record. Gene Ontology annotation, molecular function: protein binding. Bases 229 to 828 code for a protein of 199 amino acids. Lineage: Eukaryota; Metazoa; Chordata; Actinopteri; Siluriformes; Bagridae.